Molecule: messenger RNA, 902 nt
Organism: Durusdinium trenchii
Lineage: Eukaryota; Dinophyceae; Suessiales; Symbiodiniaceae
Source: the annotation of a GenBank genome assembly
AUAUGAUGGCAGUGCCCUUGAUGCAAUGCGCCGAUGGUUGAAGCUUCGUCAGCUUGUUCAACUUGCUCUUUUGCGGAAAACCGUCUCUGCGUCUGCAACUUAUCCCGAGUGCAUUGAAGAAGGCCGAUUUCGAUUUGGACAAGCCGAGACUAGUGGAGACAUGUGAAAACUGAGCAGUGCUCGUCUCUGCAGCGAUGUCUACCGCUGACUCUGAGGCAUUGUCUACCGUCAUGCCGGUGCUCAUGGCAUUUUUGUUGAUCUGAACUUCUUCGGUAGCACUGGAUGUUGGCAGAAUGAUUGCAGGAGCACAGACAAGUUUCAUAGCGAUGAUGUCGGCAUUUGUGCUCGUGCCUGCUGGCAGAUUCAGGAAUGCACUCACUGGUCCUUCGGUGAAGGAUCCUGCUUCUUGAGGAAAUCGGAGGGCGGCAUGGAGUCCGCCGGCAGCUUCGCCUCGGGACCCAAGGCUUGCGCCCCUCCGCCGCUGCCGGAUGCGUGGCUGGCGCGGCAGGUGGCCAAGCUGCCGGCCUUGGACUGCGAGAACGGUACUUGCGACAUGGUCUGCACCGCCACCACGUGGAGAUUUGCCAUAUCAGCUCUUCAAAGAGUGGCGAUUGACAACAUAAGAGCACUCGUCCACCAGAUUGCCACGGACACGGAUACCUUCAUCCGGCAACGUCAUGAAGAGAUCUUCCUUGACGUGGUCAAGAACAACCGGCUGGUGUUCGAAGCGGUGGAUGGUUGGUUGGCCUUGCAGCCCGAACCCACACAGCUGAAGUAUGCACUACCCUUGCCUAUCCUGGGGGAGCUGUGUGGACCAAGCUCCUGUUACUAAACGAGAGUGAGAGCGUUUGAGCUUUUGCUCUGUUCCACUAGAUUCGUCUUGCCGAUUUGAAUGAGAGCAA